GAAGUCUGCUUCUGAGUAGUACAAGGACGGUUCUGCACUCAGAUUCUUACCAUACUCUGUAGGAGUUGGGUCAGGCUGGAACUAGGUGAAGUGAGCUGCAUGUCGUUUCUGUGUUUCGAGUGUGGGUCACAUUUAGGAAACAGUCGAAGCAACGUUAGUCCCAAACCGCUGUGCACAUCGUUGGUGAUAUUAGCAGCUUUAGAAGAAGCUGCGCUUUUCAGUAAAAACUGCUGCCGCCAUUGUUGCUGAAAUCAGGAAGCUGAAUCCACGUCGACAGGAGGCAGAAACCGUGUUGAUUGAUCGGCUAGGAAGUGCUUUCAACACACGUGAGGAAAUCAAAUGGAUGAAAGGUCUUAACUGGAUAAUCAAGGAAGUGUUGGUAUCAUGGAGAUCAUCACUCAUUUCAUUAAUGAUACCAUUCAGUUCUAUAAAUGGGGCCUUACAAUAUCAGACAAGCGGGUGGAGAGUUGGCCCCUAAUGCAGUCCCCUCUACCCACGCUAGCAAUAAGCUCUCUCUACCUUCUCUUCAUCUGGCUGGGUCCAAAGUGUAUGCAGAACAGGGAGCCGUUCCAGCUGCGCUCCACGCUCAUCAUCUAUAACUUUGGGAUGGUGAUACUGAAUUUAUUCAUCUUUAAAGAGCUCUUUCUUGGUGCAAGAGCAGCUGGUUACAGCUACAUUUGCCAGCCAGUCAGUUACUCUGAAGAUGUUAACGAAGUUAGGAUAGCGGGUGCCCUGUGGUGGUACUACGUCUCAAAGGGAAUUGAGUAUUUGGACACCGUGUUUUUCAUCUUGAGAAAGAAAUUUAAUCAGGUCAGCUUCCUCCACGUCUACCACCAUUGCACAAUGUUCACUCUCUGGUGGAUUGGAAUCAAGUGGGUGGCUGGAGGACAAUCUUUCUUUGGAGCCCACAUGAAUGCUUCUAUUCACAUCGUCAUGUAUUUAUACUAUGGACUGGCAGCAUUUGGCCCGCAAAUCCAGAAGUACCUGUGGUGGAAGAAAUACCUAACUAUUAUACAAAUGAUUCAAUUCCAUGUCACCAUUGGCCACACAGCCCUGUCUCUCUACAUAGACUGCUCUUUCCCCAAGUGGAUGCACUGGGCCCUGAUUGCCUAUGCUGUAACCUUCAUUUUCCUCUUUGCAAACUUCUACUAUCAGACCUACCGGCACCCAAGGAAGGAGAGGUCCUCCAAAGCAGGAAAGGUGGCUGUGAACGGGGUCACGUCCGUGACAAACGGGUUGAGCAAGCUGGAGAGCAAACUCGUGGUGGAGAAUGGGAGGAAGAAGAAAAAGGGGAAAGCAAAACGGGAAUGAGACGAGAAAGCUGGCCUUAUCGAAACAAGUGGCUUUAGAAAUGAGGAAUCCUCCAAUGUUGAGAAGUGAAUGAAUGAUUUUUCUUUAACGUGACAAAGUUAUUAAAAGAGGGAUAUAUGUUUUUAAUCAGACACUUGGUUCAAAAAGACCAUAAAGACAAAUAACCAAAAAGUAAAAUAAAAAAAAGAAUACAUUUACGAAAACAGAGGAAAGAGUCAAAUAUCUAUCCUGACAGUGUAAUUUAAGCUGGUAUACACUAAGAAUCAAGUAAUACAACUCUAAACCUUCUUAAAGAGAAUGGGACUUCAAGUCCUGACCGCAGUUUACAUUUAUGUAUUUAUUUUUUCUUCAAGGGUUUUUGUUUUCUAGAGAGAUUGCAGAUGUUAUUUUUUGCAAUUUAAAUAUAUGAAGAAAUACCCAGAAUGUGCAUACUAUGUUUAAUCAGUGUAUUGCCCCAUCAUAUGUAUGUCAUUAAUCAAUAUUUAUAAAUGCCCCAUGAAUAUUUGGCACAUUUAAAAAACUUACCAACAUAUUUUACUAUUGGUACUGUCUUUGUGAAAGCCUGGAUUAGAUUUUAGCUACAUUAACAAGCAUUCAUACGCUAUGUCCUUUUUUUUAUCACUGUAAUGCUGAAGCUGGUCCAUAUAUUUGUGUCAAUGGGGCUGGAUCUGACCUCUAUUUAGCAAGAGGCAACUUUCUAAUUCCAGUCCCACUUGACAAGAGGGGUGGGGAGGGGGGGAGAGAUAUACCACAGAUUGUUGAUCCUUCUUGUCCUGGGUAUCUCACAGCAGCCCAAUAACACAGACUGCUGAGCUCUGACCAUAUAAUCUGAUUGCUGCUUCAAGAGCCACAGGGUCUCAAAGAGUACACGCAUUUCCAGGGCUGGUCUGUAAUUGCACAGGUUAUGGUUUGAUUGUAGCUGUUAUUAAUUAACCAUUUUAACACUCUUUAUCAGAUACUGCCUCUCUUAGCACCUCACCUCACACUCUUGUAGUUUAAAACAAGUAUAAAUGUAUUUCUUCUGAUGGUUAACAAUUAUUCGCAAUAUUGCAGCACCUCAGUGGUGCAUUCUGUGGCACAGUUUUAUGUUUUGUGUGUAUAUUAUAAAAAAAAUCUUAAUCUUGUGAGACUAACAUAUUAAUCAACAAAAUUACAAUCCUUUUGUUUCUGAAGCUUGCGGAAAAGACUAAAAAAGAAGAAAGAUUGCAUUUGAAAUGGGGCCAUCUGUGUUGACGAUAGCAAGCUUAAAGGGUGAUAAUGGUCAUGUUACCAAGUCUAGUUAAAGUAGUGUAGGGUUAUAAAAGGGGUACCAAUGCGAAGUAGAAUGCCUGAUGCAUUUAACAGGAGCUUACCUGUUUUCUGGUUGGAAAUGUACUAGAAAAUAUGGGGAAAUGUUAGAUCUGCAUAUUUAGUUCAAAAUACAAGGCAAAUGUGAAUACCCUUGACAUUCCCUUAACACUAUUUUAGUAACUAAACAGCACAACAGUAGAUUAUGUAACUGGUACAUUGUUUUGAUGAACCAGUUAAAAACAAAUAGGUAUUUAUUGGAAAAUGUUACUUUUUAGUCAAUUGCAAAACUUAAACUAGCAUUGAACAGCAGAAUUGUACAUUUUUGAUGAAAGAAAAGCUGACAAAUAUGCUUUGCUCGGAAACGGCAAGAUUUUAAACAUUAAGGGUCAUCUGCCGUUUUGCUUUUCAUAAUAGAACAUUUAAUUCCAUCGUAAUUGCUAUGCAUGCAGUAAUUACUGGACAGACUCAUCAGGAUGUAUUGUUAAUGCAGUGCAGCAUUUUGCAUGUACAUUUUGAGCAUUGUUGUUGAAACACAAUUCACAAUUAGACAGGUAUUCUGAAGAGAUUGUAAACAUUUGAAAGCCAGUUUAUUCAGUUUAGAUCAUUUCUCAUUUAACCAAAGCAUGAUGGAAAAGCCUAUAUGCAGACGGUACACUGCUGUUCAGCAAGUACUGGGGGCACUGUGUGUAUGUAUGUAAUGAUAGUUCUGAACAAGCAUAUUGCACACUAAUUAUAAUAGCCUGCCACUCUCAAUGCCCUCACAAUAUUACCAGGGAUUUAAAUAUACUGUUUUUGACAUAGUUCUCAAAUUUGUAUCUGUUCCUCAUUUUUAUUUAAACUUACCAGAACAGCUAUAACCAUACACGUUUAUUAAACUUGCAUUAACCUAUUUUACUGCUAUUACAUAAAAAAGAAGUAUGCUGGUGCAUUUUAAAGGACAUACAGCUAUGAAUGCCAUUAAUAGUCUUUACCUUGUUAUGAUGUUUUCAGUCAUUAUGAAUGGGAAAGCAAUGGCAAAACAACACAGUUUAGGUUGAUCUGCGGAGAAGAAUGGCAGAAACAUUGGCGCAUUCACAAUGAUUGUGAUAGUUUUUUUUUUUUUUUUCUCUGUGCUGUGCAGUUUUAGCUCCAUUGUUGUAAUCCUGAUAAACUCAAUCCUUAGGUAUGGUAUGACCAUGAUAUAUAUUGAUAGGUUAAAGAGUAGUCAGGUUCAGGAAUCAGAUUUGUUAGAAACAUCUCAUUUCUUUUUUGCUAGACCUCUAAUUUGGAAACCCUGAUUUACUGAUUUUAUGUGUUUUAAUACUUGGUGUCUAAAAGAUGUCAAUUUAAUUUUAUAGUCUCCCCAUACCAUCUGAAAUUGUCAUAACAGAUGUUGUUUGUUUUGUUUUUUUGUAACAGUUGAUACAUAUAUACGAUUGACAUGGUAAAUAUGUUGAAUGGUAUGGUUCUGAAUUGUGUUGUUUCUGUUUAUAAUAAUCACUAAAUUAAGUGUUGUAUUUGCUGUGUAAUUGAGAGGAUUGUAAAUUUUAGAAAUGUACAAAAUGUUAAAUUCUCGUAAACAAUGCUGUUCAGCAUUAUGAAGGGCAGUUAGAAGCCAGAUAAAAGUAUUUUUUUAAAAUACUGAUUACCAUCAUACUGUAAAAAUUGUCUUGUUGCUGCAACUACAAUGUAAAUAAACAGAAUGCCAGUC
Acipenser ruthenus (sterlet) is the source of this 4291-nucleotide messenger RNA. Its product is annotated as elongation of very long chain fatty acids protein 4-like. The record is from RefSeq and is a predicted model, not a curated record. NCBI's taxonomy places the organism in Eukaryota, Metazoa, Chordata, Actinopteri, Acipenseriformes, Acipenseridae. Gene Ontology annotation, cellular component: endoplasmic reticulum; endoplasmic reticulum membrane. Gene Ontology annotation, biological process: sphingolipid biosynthetic process; very long-chain fatty acid biosynthetic process; fatty acid elongation, polyunsaturated fatty acid. The transcript is spliced from 7 exons. Bases 385 to 1311 code for a protein of 308 amino acids. Gene Ontology annotation, molecular function: fatty acid elongase activity.